Spirodela intermedia is the source of this 2305-nucleotide messenger RNA. Lineage: Eukaryota; Viridiplantae; Streptophyta; Magnoliopsida; Alismatales; Araceae. The record is from the annotation of a GenBank genome assembly.
AUGGCAGAAGGCUACUCCGCUGCCGGCGAGGCCACCGUCGACGGCAAUGCGCUGGCUGCUCGCUCUCUGGCCCGCGCUGGGGUGCAGCACAUGUUCGGAGUGGUGGGGAUCCCCGUGACAUCUCUUGCCAACCGCGCCGUCGCCGCCGGCAUCAGGUUCCUGGCCUUUCACAACGAGCAGUCCGCCGGCUACGCCGCCUCCGCCUACGGAUUCCUCACCCACCGCCCCGGGGUCCUCCUCACCGUCUCUGGCCCCGGAUGUGUCCAUGGCCUCGCCGGCCUCUCCAAUUCUCAGGUGAAUACAUGGCCGAUGGUGAUGAUCUCCGGUUCGUGCGACCAGGCAGAUUUUGGGAAGGGGGAUUUCCAGGAGCUGGAUCAGAUCGCCGCGGUGAAGCCGUUCGUGAAGUUUUCGGUCAAGGUUACUGAUAUCCGCCAGAUCCCCGGUCUAGUUCAGGAGGUCGUCCGCCACUCCUUGUCUGGUAGGCCGGGUGGAUGCUACCUGGAUCUGCCCACGGACGUCCUCCACCAGACGAUCUCCAAAUCGGAAGCUGACAAGCUGCUGCUGGAGUCAGAGAGCCCUCUGAUCGAGCAGAUCCGAGAAGUCCAAGCCCUGGAUAUUCAAUUGGCUGUGUCUCUGCUUAGGAAUGCCGAGAGGCCGUUGAUUGUGUUCGGGAAAGGUGCGGCCUACUCCCGGGCGGAGGAUUCUUUGAAGAAGCUCGUUGAGAGAACAGGCAUUCCCUUCUUGCCGACCCCAAUGGGGAAGGGUUUGAUCUCCGACACCCACGAGCUCUCUGCCACCGCUGCAAGGUCUCUUGCAAUUGGCCGAUGCGAUGUUGCAUUCGUCGUCGGCGCCAGGCUCAACUGGCUGCUCCACUUUGGCGAACCGCCGAGAUGGUCCAAGGACGUCAAAUUCAUACUCGUCGAUGUCUCUGGAGAGGAGAUUGAGCUCAGGAAGCCCCAUUUAGGGCUAGCAGGCGACGCCAAGCAGGUUCUAGAUCUGGUUAAUGCAGAGAUUAAGGACGAUCCUUUCUGCUUUGGGAAAUCACACCCUUGGGUGGAGGCGAUCUCCAAGAAGGCCAAGGAGAAUGUGGCCAAGAUGGAGAUGCAGCUGGCGAAGGUUGUAGUGCCUUUCAACUACUUCACUCCCCUGAAGAUCAUACGAGAUGCGAUUCUCGCAGAGGGAUCCCCGGCCCCGAUCUUGGUAUCAGAGGGUGCAAACACGAUGGAUGUGGGAAGGGCCGUGCUGGUUCAGACAGAGCCGAGGACGAGGCUAGACGCAGGGACCUGGGGCACGAUGGGAGUUGGUCUGGGCUACUGCAUCGCUGCUGCCGUGGCGGCUCCCGGACGAUUGGUGGUUGCUGUGGAAGGGGACUCCGGAUUUGGUUUUAGUGCCAUUGAAGUUGAGGUACGCCUUCCCUCUGCUCAAUGCUCCUCAUCUUGGAUUUUACAGCUCCUUGUUAUCUGCUCUACCCUGAUAUUGCCUCCAGUUGGCAAUCGGAUGUAGAAAUAUGUUUAUAUGUUCACACAGAUAUCAUCAAUAGUUAGUUGCCUAUUGGUCGCACAAUUGAUGCCCGGGAAUAGCAAUUUUCUUUCAGAGUGUUGAAUUCUUCACGGAGUUUGCAGAUUUACUGCGCAAAACCAGAAGUUUGGUCCAAUUUAUAUAAAUCAUCAAUGAUUCCUGAAUCGAAGUUUUUGCAUGUAUGAAGGGAAUUUAGAAGCACCUGUUCCGGUGUUCUGGUGUUCAUAUCAAUUAACUGAUUAAACUUCAUUUAUAAACUUUAAUAGCCCUAGUGAUAUCUGACUUUGGGUUAGAUCCCGCUGCUUCUGUUUCAUUCUAAUCCGACAGAUGCUUUGAAUCUUUCAGUAGUUCUUCAAAAUUUCCUCACUAACAGACAUCAUCCAAAUGCCAUCCUGGGCCAAUCAAUCGAGUCCUCUUUUUUUUAACCGACUGGUGAUCAGCUGCCAUGUCUUGCUGAUAUCCUCUUUUGCAGACGCUGGUGAGGUACCAGUUACCAGUGGUGGUGAUCGUCUUCAACAACGGUGGCGUAUACGGUGGCGACAGAAGGAAUCCCGAGGAGGUCACUGGACCGUACAGAGAAGACCCCGCUCCAACCUCCUUUGUCCCUGGAGCUGCUUAUCACACCCUGAUGGAAGCCUUCGGAGGCAGUGGCUAUCUCGUGGGGACCCCCGAGGAGCUCAAGUCUGCCCUCGCCGAGUCCUUCUCUGCUCGCAAGCCGGCGGUGAUAAAUGUCACCAUCGAUCCUUAUGCUGGAUCAGAAAGUGGAAGGAUGCAGCACAAGAACUAG